This is a messenger RNA of Pollicipes pollicipes, 2658 nucleotides long. RefSeq names its product transcription factor E3. Gene Ontology annotation, biological process: regulation of transcription by RNA polymerase II. Bases 1 to 1287 code for a protein of 428 amino acids. The transcript has 8 exons. The record is from RefSeq and is a predicted model, not a curated record. NCBI's taxonomy places the organism in Eukaryota, Metazoa, Arthropoda, Thecostraca, Pollicipedomorpha, Pollicipedidae. Gene Ontology annotation, molecular function: DNA-binding transcription factor activity, RNA polymerase II-specific; RNA polymerase II cis-regulatory region sequence-specific DNA binding; protein dimerization activity. Gene Ontology annotation, cellular component: nucleus.
AUGUCUCCGGUGAUGUGCGCCGCGCCAGGCGUGCAGGUCAAGCCAGCGUUCACGGCGGCGCCGGCGCCGCUGGCGCGUCCCGCCAAGCGCAUCAAGAUCAUCAUCCGCUCGCAGGGCGGUCCGCGCGCCAAGGCGGCGCUGCGACAGGUCCUGAGCGCCAACGAGCCGCUGCGCCGUCUGCAGCGGCUCGGCGUGUACCGGUGCCUGAGCGGGCCGGCAGCACGGCCUCUCAGCGCCCCUUCCAGUCCUGUCAGCGGCGACGAGAGCUCGCUCGCCGACAGCGAGGAGGCCUGCAGCCCCGGCUCGACCGGCGCCACCAACACCGACAUGCUCGAUGACAUGCUGCCGGUGGAUGAACUGCUUGACAACAUACUCAGUCUCCAGAGCGACCAUGCCGACUCCGCGGGGAACACGCCGACCAGCCUGCAGGAGCGGUCGGCGAACGGGCCCCGGGGCGUGCUGGUCAAGGACCCGGCCUCGUGCCCGGAAGCCAGCGAUCCGUACAGCGAGGAAAUACUCAGUUCCGAUCAAGCCUUCCAGUCUUUCUUCAAGGACCGACAGAAAAAAGACAACCACAACAUGAUCGAGCGGAGGAGACGCUUCAAUAUCAACGAUAGAAUCAAGGAGCUAGGCACUCUGCUGCCGAAGUCCAGCGAUCUGUAUCAUGACAUAUCACGAGACUGUCGCCAAAACAAGGGCUCGAUCCUGAAGGCGUCCGUGGAGUACAUCCGGCGGCUGAAGCAGGACCUGGAGCGCGCCAAGGAGAUCGAGUCGCGCCAGAAACAGAUGGAGCAGGCCAACAGGCGACUGCUGCUCCGGAUACAGGAGUUGGAGCUGCAGGCGAAGGCUCACGGCCUGCCGCUGCACGACGAGCUGUGGAAGACGAUGCCGGACGAGGCGCAGUGCGCGGCGCCGUCGGGCGCGAGACCAGCGUCGCCGCCGCCGCCGCCACCGCCGCCGCCACCGCCGCCGCUGCUCGCGCAGCCGCCGCAGCCGGCGCCGCCCGACGCCGCCGUCCAGCCGCCCGCCUGUCGCGUCAAACAGGAGCCGGAGCCGGAGACGGAGCCGGUGCACAUGGCGCCCUCUGCCGAGGACCUGUUUGGCGACGCUUCCAUGUUCGACAGCCUGAUGGAGGGCGACGAUGUGCUCGACCCCAUGUUCUCCACCUACAACGGCUCGCUGACGCUGGCGCCCGAGCUGUGCGCCAGCGACGAGCACGACCCGAUUCUGAGCGCACUGCUAGCGCUGGACGAUCCGCUCGUCGGCGGCGACAUCACCAUGGUGUAGCCGACGCGCGUGCCUUGUGGCCCCGCUGGCCCGGCCAGCUGCAGGCGGACUGGCGAGUGCUGAUCGCAGGCGGAGGCGCGGUUAUCGCGUGCAGACGGGUCCAUCGCCACGGCCGGUCACUCUCUCGAGGGUGGCAAAGGUCGGCGUCGCUGACCUCUGCGCUGGCUGGAACAAUGCGGCUCCGGUGCUGGAGGCGCUGGAGCGAUCGGGGCGUCGCCCGUGCCGGUGAGGGGUACGAGAGGUUACGUUUUUGCCGGUAGGUGUCAGUCGUGCGUGGCGUCCACGUCCGCCAGUGCUGGAGUGCCGUUGAUGUGUUGGCGUCAGCAAGAAGCCUCCGUAUCAAGUGUUUGAACGCUCCAGAAUAACUCGCUUGAACGGUGACAGCGGUCACGUAGCGUUUUGUAAGUGUAUUCAGGAUUUGCGUAGAUCGAGUUUGCACUGUUAAAUAGUUUUGAGACAAAAUAUUUUACUAGCGGUAAGCGUUUGCUAUUGGUACCUGUUAACUUUGUGCCAUUAACGACCUUGGUGAGCUGGGACGGUGGGUUGCGGAGCCUGUCAGCCUGUCAGGGUCUAGUUUGUCGGCCUGUUCAGCCUAGGUUCGUUGCGUUGCGAUGGGCCGCCGUCAUCAUCACAGCUGAAGUAUGCUGUCCGUACAUUCCUGGUAGCCGCCUGCUGUGCCGUGGGCACGGUUUCGCGCCGCUGUGAUGCUGCUGUGCAGGCUGUGUGUCACAGCUGCCGCUGGGCCGGUGGUGCCUUCAAGCCCACCUUUUCCCGCCGAGACAUGAGGCGCCGCACGUGCCGUCGUCCCCUGCCGCCAAGCACUCUGUCACUCUGCUGGCGCCGUUUCGAAUCUUUCUCUCUUCGUCUUUGAGAAGCACCCAGCCGUUGUUUAUGGCUUCGCGUGUUCUCCGCCGCUGGCUGUCGUCCCACGUGGUCGGUGUUCCCAUCCGCGGUGUCUAAUCGCCGGUGUGGCGUCCCAGUGUCACCGGUGUCACGCGUCACAGUGUCACCCGUGCCACUGGUCCCUGUAGGGGAUUUCAGGCGUUCCAUGCAUCUCUGCGCCCAGCAUCCCUCGCUACAUCCCCACUCUCUGUCCCUGGCGAACUAUCCGUGUCGUGUUGUCCCUGCAUGUACGCGGUCGCACUCUGGGCCUACUGGCCAACGCAUCCAACUGUCGUCUACUCCUCCGCGGUCCCCGGGCUAGCAGGCCAGGUGAUAGAUGUCCCUUCCAUCGUCCCCCUCCCCGCGAUCGAGUAGGCGGAUGCCUUCAACGUGUGUUCAAACAGUGUGUCUUGUCCGCGACAAUGUGGCGUCCGCGUUAUCACGAAUAGAACUGAAUAUCAUCCUGCGUACCAGAUGUGGUCUUCUGGU